AUGUCACGGCUUGGGGGGAUGAUGAGGGCUACGCGUCCGAAAAAACUCACCCCCAAGCAGCCGAUACCGAUAUUUCGAGAGGAUCAGAUCGAUCUUACCGAAGAUGAUCCACAAACUACACUACAGUCUAUCGAAACGGGCGUUGAGAAAGCUGAAGAAACUGAAUUCCACUUGCAAGCUGCGAUAAAUGCCACUGCGUUUGGAAAUGCAGCGCAAACACAUAUCCCGACACCGGAAACAGUCCAGAGCGCAGUCCAAUAUGACACGCUCUACCGGCCCAUAUUUUCACAGCCGGCGACGUAUAUUCGGUUCUCGUCGACCGUAGAAGACUGCAGUGGGUGCGGAUAUAACCUUGUUGAGGAGGAUGAUGUCGCUUUAAAGAUAAUGAACCAGAAGCGGGACGCCUCAACACAAUGCACAGAAGACCAGUUCGAGGAAGUGAUGAGCUUCUUCGAAGAGACAGCACAAGCAAAACAGCCUUUUGCUGCUGUCGAUAAUCCUCCUGUAGUAUCAUAUCCGGAAAUGGAGGAGUGUUUCGACGGAAUGAUACAUGAAAAGUUAAGGCCCUUUGUAAGAGAAAUAUAUGAGAGUUGGAAGUCGCGGCGGACAGCAUCAGGGAAUCGGCCCUUGCAACCAACACUAAAGUUUGAGACCGGGCAAGACACUGAUGAUGGUGAUCCAUAUGUUUGCUUCCGCCGUAGAGAGGUCCGGCUCGCUCGAAAAACGCGAGGCCGUGAUGCACAGAGCGCUGAAAAGCUUAGACGCUUAAGAAAAGAGCUAGAAGAUGCCCGGACUCUGAUAGCCAUGGUCCAACAGCGCGAACUGGGGCGAAAGGAAGCGUUCGCAGCUGAAAGGCAGCUGUUCAUGCAGCGUUGUGAGGUAAAGGAAAUGAAACGGAAACUUGGUAUCAAAGAUGAUGACGAGGAUCUCAUCAAUCAGAAGCCAAAGAAGAAGCCCACAGAGGUUCCUGUUAUCCAGAGGCCAAGCGUUCCACAGCUGCGUGUGCCUUCACGCACUACUGGCCAGCUUGGCGAGGAUUUGCAAAUGCUUGAAGAUGUUCAAGCAGAUAAGGAAAAUGACAUUCUGCGAGAAAUUAAGCAGAACGUUGCAAAACAUGCCAAAUGGAACGAAGGUUAUGUAGACAUCACUCGAGCACCACUUACCCCAACAACACCACAAGGAUUCGAGGCUGAAUUCAGGCCGGCAAUAACGCACGAGUACCUGCCUACACCUCCCACUUCUGAGACCUCCGAGCGCAUGCGGGACGUUCACACUAGUCCGCCGUUAGAAACCCAGUGGUCAGCGCUUCGGCAGUCUAGUCCAUCAGAAGAUGAUUCGAGUAGGCCCACGCCAUCGUUCCGGCGGCGGGUAGGCCGUGGCGGCCGUGUUCUCAUUGACCGAAGAAACCUUGCACUCCGUAACAAGGAUGGUGUGGAUCCUUUGAAACUUGAUAGGUUUAAGUAUGAUCGUGACGAUGAUGACAUGGAUAUCGUCUAUGAGAAGGACGAGUUCGAUAUUCAAAUCAUGCAACAUCGCGCGUAUCUGUCGGCCAAAGCGAGGGAUCAAGCCAUAACCCAAGCUCAGCUGCAAGCCCAAGCACAGGCCCACGGUCAGCAAGUUCCCAAUGGUCGGCGGCUACCUGGGGCGCCUCCUACCCCUGGCCAUAAUAAUGUCAAUCCCAACUCAUCAAAUAUAGCACAGAAAGGUUAA
This is a messenger RNA of Nannizzia gypsea CBS 118893, 1710 nucleotides long. RefSeq lists its product as hypothetical. The record is from RefSeq and is a predicted model, not a curated record. Bases 1 to 1710 code for a protein of 569 amino acids. The transcript is spliced from 4 exons. Gene Ontology annotation, biological process: regulation of transcription by RNA polymerase II. Gene Ontology annotation, cellular component: piccolo histone acetyltransferase complex. Lineage: Eukaryota; Fungi; Ascomycota; Eurotiomycetes; Onygenales; Arthrodermataceae.